Microtus ochrogaster (prairie vole) is the source of this 5478-nucleotide messenger RNA. It is a transcript of the gene Ptpn14, whose product is annotated as protein tyrosine phosphatase non-receptor type 14. Gene Ontology annotation, cellular component: cytoplasm; cytoskeleton. Gene Ontology annotation, molecular function: protein tyrosine phosphatase activity. Gene Ontology annotation, biological process: lymphangiogenesis; protein dephosphorylation. NCBI's taxonomy places the organism in Eukaryota, Metazoa, Chordata, Mammalia, Rodentia, Cricetidae. The record is from RefSeq and is a predicted model, not a curated record.
UCAAGUUCUGCACAACUUCUCCCGGCUGCCCAGCGUUGCGGCCGCGGGUCCGGGCCAGCUCGCUGCGCUCUGCGGCUCAGCCAUCUCGUCCCCAGGGCAGGUCCUCGUGGAGCAUCUGGCGCCACUUGGCCGCUGGCGGUCCCUUUCGGCGCCCCACCUCUCUGAUCGCCCCGGCCCCCUCGCGCGGGACGGCUGUACUCAGGUUCUUAGGUUCUUGGCCCUCCCCCCCCCCGGUGCUCCCGGAGCGGCGGAACCCUCCCCGUGCCCUUCCUCUGCCAGCUCCUGGAAGCCAGUGGUGAGGACCUAGGCUCCCCGAUGGUCACGGCGCGGCACCCGGGGCACUCCCGGGCCAUGUAAGCAGCCGUCCUGCAGAGGGCCUGACGGACAUGGACACCCUUCCCCUACCUUAGUGUGACCGUUCCAACACAGACCUGCUAAGGCCGUCUAAGGGGUGCCUGUGCCAGGAGAGGAGGGAGGCGUCCCCCGGCCGCAGAGCCAUGCCUUUCGGCCUGAAGCUUCGUAGGACUCGGCGCUACAAUGUCCUGAGCAAGAACUGCUUUGUUACGCGGAUCCGCCUGCUGGACAGCAAUGUCAUUGAGUGCACCCUGUCUGUGGAAAGCACGGGGCAGGAGUGUCUGGAGGCCGUGGCCCAGAGGCUGGAGCUGCGGGAGACACACUACUUCGGCCUUUGGUUUCUCAGCAAGAGCCAGCAGGCGAGAUGGGUGGAGCUGGAGAAGCCGCUGAAGAAGCAUCUGGACAAAUUCGCUAACGAGCCUCUGCUCUUCUUCGGAGUCAUGUUCUAUGUGCCAAAUGUGUCGUGGCUUCAGCAGGAGGCCACAAGAUACCAGUAUUACCUGCAAGCCAAAAAGGAUGUGCUUGAAGGGCGGUUACGGUGCACGCUGGAGCAAGUGAUCCGGCUGGCCGGCUUAGCUGUGCAAGCGGAUUUUGGAGACUAUAACCAAUUUGAUUCCCAAGAAUUUCUCCGAGAAUAUGUCCUCUUCCCUAUGGAUUUGGCCCUGGAGGAGGCUGUUCUGGAGGAGCUGACGCAGAAGGUGGCCCAGGAGCACAAAGCCCACAGUGGGAUCCCGCCUGCAGAAGCUGAGCUGAUGUACAUCAAUGAAGUAGAACGUUUGGAUGGAUUUGGACAGGAGACCUUCCCGGUGAAGGACAACCAGGGCAACAGCACACACCUCGGCAUUUUCUUUAUGGGAAUUUUCGUGAGGAACAGAAUCGGAAGACAGGCGGUAAUAUACAGGUGGAAUGACAUUGGGAGUGUCACCCACAGCAAAUCAGCCAUCCUUCUCGAACUGAUUGACAAGGAGGAGACAGCACUCUUCCACACAGAUGAUAUUGAAAAUGCCAAGUAUAUUUCCCGGUUAUUUACAACACGGCACAAGUUUUACAAACAGAACAAGAUCUGCACUGAACAGUCAAAUUCUCCACCCCCAAUCAGACGCCAGCCCACCUGGAGCCGGUCCUCACUGCCAAGGCAGCAGCCGUACAUCCUGCCUCCCAUGCAUGUGCAAUGCAGUGAACACUACUCGGAGACCCACACAUCCCAAGACAGCAUUUUCCCUGGGAACGAGGAAGCCUUGUAUUGCAAAUCUCACAACAGCCUGGACUUAAACUACUUAAAUGGCACCGUCACCAACGGCAGUGUGUGCAGUGUUCACAGUGUUAACUCCCUCAGCUGCUCCCAAAGCUUCAUCCAGGCCUCUCCGGUGUCCUCCAACCUCAGCAUCCCUGGAAGCGACAUCAUGAGGGCGGACUACAUCCCCAGCCACCGGCAUAGCACCAUCAUCGUGCCUUCAUACAGGCCCACCCCUGACUACGAGACAGUGAUGCGGCAGAUGAAGAGGGGGCUGAUGCACGCAGACAGCCAGAGCCGGUCUUUGAGGAACCUCAACAUCAUCAACACCCAUGCCUACAACCAGCCUGAGGAACUGGUGUACAGCCAGCCAGAGAUGCGGGAGAGGCAUCCCUACACUGUCCCAUACGCGCCCCAGGGGGGCUACGGUCACAGACUUGUUAGUCCAUCUGACCAGAUGAACCCCAAAAAUAGUGCAGUGUGUAGCAAGCCAGGGGCCAGCUCCAUUUCUCACACAGUGAGCACUCCAGAGCUGGCCAACAUGCAGCUUCAAGGAACACAAAACUACAGCACAGCCCACAUGCUCAAGAACUAUCUCUUUAGGCCCCCACCCCCUUACCCUCGGCCUCGGCCUGCCACCAGCACCCCAGACCUCGCCAGCCACCGCCACAAGUAUGUCAGUGGCAGCAGCCCUGAUCUGGUAACUCGGAAAGUCCAGCUUUCCGUAAAAACCUUCCAGGAGGACAGUUCUCCCGUGGUCCAUCAGUCUUUGCAGGAGGUGAGCGAACCCCUUACCGCCACCAAGCACCACGGCACGGUGAAUAAACGCCACAGCCUAGAGGUGAUGAACAGUAUGGUACGCGGCAUGGAGGCCAUGACACUGAAGUCACUCAAUAUCCCCAUGGCUCGCCGUAACACGCUUCGGGAGCAGGGCCCCUCCGAGGACACGGGUGGCCACGACGUGCACGGGCUUCCCCAGUACCGCCACAAGAAGACAUUCUCGGAUGCCACCAUGCUAAUCCACAGCAGUGAGAGUGAGGAGGAGGAGGAGGCCCCUGAGGCGGUGCCUCAGAUUCCGGUCCUUCGGGAGAAGGUGGAAUACAGUGCCCAGCUGCAGGCCGCCCUGGCCCGCAUUCCCAACAGGCCCCCGCCGGAGUACCCUGGGCCAAGAAAAAGCGUCAGUAACGGGGCACUGCGGCAGGACCAGGGGACCGUCCUUCCUGCCAUGGCCAGAGCCCGGGUGCUGAGACACGGGCCAGCCAAGGCCCUUAGUGUCUCCCGGGCCGAGCAGCUGGCUGUCAAUGGGACCUCUCUGGGCCCCUCCAUCUCUGAGCCUGACCUCACCAGCGUGAAGGAGCGGGUCAAGAAGGAGCCUGUGAAGGAGAGGCCCGUGUCAGAGAUGUUCUCCCUGGAGGACAGCAUUAUAGAGAGAGAGAUGAUGACUAGGAAUCUCGAGAAGCAGAAGAUGGCAGGCCUGGACCCACAGAGGAGGCCACUUAUGCUGGCGGCGUUGAACGGGCUCUCCGUGGCCCGCGUCCCGGGGCGGGAAGACAGUCGACACGAUGCCACCCGAGUCCCCAUAGAUGAGAGGCUCCGAGCCCUGAAGAAGAAGCUGGAAGAGGGAAUGGUGUUCACAGAGUAUGAGCAGAUCCCACACAAAAAGGCCAAUGGCAUCUUCAGCACCGCCACUCUGCCAGAAAAUGCUGAGCGUAGCCGGAUCCGAGAAGUCGUCCCCUACGAGGAGAACCGGGUGGAGCUCAUCCCGACCAAGGAGAACAACACAGGCUACAUCAACGCCUCCCACAUCAAGGUGGUGGUUGGUGGGGCAGAAUGGCACUACAUCGCCACCCAGGGACCCCUGCCACAUACCUGCCAUGAUUUCUGGCAGAUGGUGUGGGAGCAGGGGGUGAACGUGAUCGCCAUGGUCACUGCGGAGGAGGAGGGCGGACGGACCAAAAGUCAUCGAUACUGGCCCAAACUGGGGUCCAAGCACAGCUCAGCCACCUAUGGCAAGUUCAAGGUCACCACGAAGUUCCGCACAGACUCUGGUUGCUAUGCAACCACAGGGUUAAAGGUCAAGCACCUGCUGUCUGGCCAGGAGAGGACGGUGUGGCACUUGCAGUACACUGACUGGCCCCACCACGGCUGCCCAGAAGAUGUCCAAGGAUUUCUGUCCUACUUGGAGGAAAUCCAGUCAGUCAGGCGUCACACCAACAGUGUCCUGGAAGGCAUCAAGACCAGGCACCCGCCCAUCGUGGUCCACUGCAGUGCAGGGGUGGGGAGGACCGGAGUCGUCAUCCUUUCCGAGCUCAUGAUCUACUGCCUGGAGCAUAAUGAGAAGGUGGACGUACCCACGAUGCUGAGGUUUCUCAGGGAGCAGAGGAUGUUCAUGAUCCAGACCAUCGCGCAGUACAAGUUCGUUUACCAAGUCCUCGUCCAAUUCCUGCAGAACUCCAGGCUCAUUUGAGUUCCCAGCUGCAGCUUCUAGAGGAGGGCACCAGCUCCAUCCUGCAGGGGGCGCCACUUCUGGACAACAUCUGCCUCCUCAGUUGGAGGCCGAUGGCUUGCAUCAGGCAAGAGCCAGAGUUACUUGCAAACAUCAUGUAUUAUUUUAUAUGAGAUAAUUUAUUUUUCCGUCUUUGGAAUAAGUUUUGUUGAGUUAUUAUAAUGCAUUUUUUUCACAAUAAUAUAGUGCUUCUCAUUUGAACCACAUGUUGACUGAUCUGCAUAUAAGCCCCAGGAGGGAAGGUGGUGACCCCAUGGGACAUUGUAGGCACAGAGGCAUAAGGGAACACAUCCCUAGUGAAGGUGCAGACAAAUUACUAAUGCCCCCAGUCAAAAGUGGCAAGAGAAAGAAUUCACUCCCAUCUGGAAGGAAGAGAGCCGAGGAAGGCCCUUGCAAGUGUCCCCUUAAACACUGGAUCCACGCGGCUCCCUGGAAAGCUGCUCCUUUGCUGCCCUCAUCCCCAUGAUCUCUCAGUCUCUAAGCCUGGGGAGAAAGGUUUAAGGCUGGCCGUGCUGUCUUUGCUGCUGGCUCUGCUGCUCUCUCAGCCCUUGUUGUGGUCCAGAACUCUGAUGCGGUGAUGGAGCCCAUCUUGCAUGCUCCCAGCACCCUCGUCUGGUGGCCCUGGACCAGGCCAUCUGCCUGGCAUCGGGUGGGGCCUCGGUGUGGAUUCUUAACUAAAUAAUGUUGAGUGUGGCGGAUGGGGAUUUAAGAGGGUGAGGUUUGGGUCUGUUCCAUUUUCCUAUCCAUGGCUAAGUUGUUAGAAGGGUCUUAAUGGCUAAGGAAACUCACAUCUGGGAGCCUCCUGGUACUCGGCAACAGGGCCCUGGCCAGGAGGCUCACCCCUGACAGGCAUGCACCCUGCCUACCUCACUGCGUGCCGACUGAUUCUAGACUUUGGCUAACAAGGACGGAGUUGAUUCCACCUCGGGCUUCAUUGUUGAUGUCUUGAGGCUGGGCCCCAGGCUGACCUUGGACUUGGUGUGUAGCAAGAGGAUGGCUCCCAAUCUCCCGUCUGUACCUCCCCACCGCUGGGAUUUCGGGGUGUGAACACCACACACAGGCCAUACUCGCCCCUCAUGAUGAAUACUGAAGCUGUCUUUUGUAAAAUCCUCCACCGCCUACCUUUCCUUGCAUAGCCCAGUCUCUGGUCAGUGAUGGUAUCAACUACCCACACACUGAAGCCCAGUUUCCUUCCGUGUCUUUUCUGAGUAUAAUUUCCUAACUGUGUUUGUGGAACUGAUAGUGUCAUAUCUUCCUCCGUAGUUACGUUUUCCUUUUCUCGCUCCCCUGAGCUGAAAAGACCAACCAGAAAGAGCAUGCCUUUGUGGCUUCUAUCCACUCCACCCACCCACCCACCAAUACACACACACACACACACACACAC